CGCACGGGGGCGGUAGUGUUGUACACAGUGAUCAUACAGUGAUUGUAUAGUAGUAGUAGUAGUUGUCGCGAAGAUAUGGGAAAAUGUAUCUAAAACGUACAUCGAAGUUAUUAGAUCUAUCAGUGCCACAGAUUACUGCGGAUGUGCAUCUACGUGACCUCACGUGUCCAAUAUGCCGCGGUAUACUAAUCGAGCCUGUGACGCUGCCAUGCACACAUAACCUCUGCUUAGGAUGCCUCAAAGGUACGUUCGAGCACAACAGCCUAAACUGUCCGCUAUGCCGAGUCAGGGUGGGCUCGUGGCUGCGUACCGCUACCAAAUCGGAGACCUUAGUAAACAAUGAUCUUUGGGAUCUCAUCAGAGCUAAGUUUCCAAAGGAGGUCGAGAGUAAGCACCAUGGUGAGGAGGGAGAUCUCGAUUUGGACGCUGAUUAUGCACCUAAUAGAAUACUUAGCGCAGCUGGAGAAAUACACAGGGAAUAUGAGAUGCAACUUAAAAUGGCUGAGGAAGAGAUGCGUCGUCAGAGACAAGCUGAGCAAAUGGCCAGCGAAGCCUUGAUUCAAAAGAUUCAGGCAGAGCAGCAACUAUUACUGGCUCAAUUGGCACAGGAUGAAUUGCUAGCUAAGUCCUUGGCAAAGCAGCAGGUAGUGGAGAAUCAAAAAGUGACAACAAAAUGCUACAAUGAACGUUUAAACACAUCGAUAUCAAGUUGCGUUUUUGAUACAUCCAGAUUUAAUACUAAGAAUACAUUUGUAAAUAAUGUGAAGGCCUUGCAAACUGAAUCUGUACACUUGGAAGACAGGCAGAUGAAUUCUCUCGAGGAUGUUGGAGACGGUUUAAAGAGACAAACAAAUAUAGAAAGAUUAUCUAAAAUUGAAGCGAUAUAUUCGAAUGUAUAUAAUUCAAAUGAGACAAAUGCAUCAAAUUCGUAUAAGAAUCGGGUUAAAUAUUGUUGUCAAAAGCAAAUGCCCGUUUACAACGCUGUCACGAAGCCACUGAAACAUCAAACAGUGUCCAAGUUUAUCCAACCUUGUACUUCGAAUUAUAUGGAUCCUGGAUGUUCUACAUCCAGAGCUUAUACUACAGAGACUAAGGAGGAACUGCAUGUACCAAAUGACGUGGUAAACAACAAGAAGAAGAGUUUGGGGAUAGAGAUAUGCAUGACAUUGGCUGAUAAUGAUGAGAGAAUAGGAAGCGCCGAGAGCUCCGGUAGUCACGAUAGUAUAAAUCAGGAGAUCCAUCACUACAAACCAAUCAAGGCAGUACCGAGAACAAAGUUGAAAAUUUCUACAGAUGGCAAACUGAUGGACCCAAAACUAAUUAGAGUAAUCCCUAUUUUGAAAAAGGUAUCUAAUGCAGUACCAAAGCCUCCAUCACCAACAUACAUGAAACGUAUUAUUGGCUGUUCUUGGAGCGCUUUUAGAGGCAGGAUAAAACAAGAUGUAAAGAAAAAGCAACCUGUACACAACCUGUACAAUGUAGAGGAUACGAAAAAGACACUAAUCAAUCAGAACUCGUCAACAUCACCACUCGACUAUUCUCUAACGGUUUCAGACAAGUUCAUAACUAAACUUCAGACAAACGAUGCUAUUCGCCGACUUGAUUUUAUGCCCGAACUGUCUUCGUUUGACGACAACAAAAAUUAUACAAAGAACGCAGGCAAGAUAGUUAAUGACACAAAAAUGAGCAAGAUAACGUUGGACAGCGAAUCGGACGCGAGAAAAAGUCAAAAAUCCUGGAAAAAGCGAACAAAAAAUAAUAUGGUAACAAAAUAUAAACGGUAUAGAAAUUUACGGAACAUUAGAAGAGGAACUGAACUCACUUUGAACGCAACAGACGAGGAGGAAGAUAACUCGACGGGCUUCAAUUCUUCAUUCGGUGAAACAAGUUUGCAAAAUGAUGAGCAACAUGGCAACGAUAAUAUAACUGUCGACAAUACGAUGGAGGGAAUUAAAAGGAAAAAAGAAAAUAUGGAACAAGAGAUGUUGAUAUCAGAAACAGAAUCCAACAGACCUAAACGAAGCAAAACAACAAAGAAUAAAGCAUUAUCUGAGACGAGAAACAAAAGUCCGCCCGCGGCGAAUCAAAUCUUACUCUCAUCGUUUCAAGAAAGCACGAAACACGAUGGAAACUGUACGCCGCACACGCACAGAACGAAACGUCGAAAGAUAAGCAGAACUUCUCACAGUAAUACAAACGGUUCAGAGAAGAGUGAGCUAUCGAAGGACGCGAGUAAUAAAAUUGUGUCGAGUUUGAGGAAAUCCGCGCGAAACUUAACCAAGAUCUCUUCUAAAGUAGACAGCCACGAAUCGAAUAGCACGCGCAAUAAAAGUAACAGCAAAUUGAACGACUCGCUAUCGACAUGUUGCGAUGAAACGGAAGAAUGUGUCGAGGAGAAUCACCACAUCGCCGGCAAACUUCUCUUGGAUAAGGAGGUGAUAGAAGAGCAGCAACGGAUUGAGCGGUUACUACUCCAGGAACGAGAGGACUUGGAAUUUGCUCGUCGCUUACAGGCUCAAUUCGAUGAGAUGGAAUGGAUAUCUGGACGUACUAGGCGCUCGAGAAAGGCUACUGAGAAUGUGAAAAACGAGGUGGAUUCGCGCGAGAUCGAUAGUGCAAUGAGGAUAGUUUACGGUACGAGUAAAGCGCAUGAAACCUCCAAACGAAAGCCAAUUGCCAAUGAAAUAGUGAGUACCACGGCUAAAAGAAAGCUUGGAAGACCACCGAAAUGCGUAAAGGUCACGCUUCAAACGUGCAAGAAUGAGUCGGGCGCACGGUAAUCGCACUCGAUUUCGAUGCGUAAAAACCUUCCACAGUUGGAUGUUCCUACGAAACAUGUACAUGAAGAAUGUUUGAUUAUAGCGCGACUUUGUACGUCUUACAACAUGUAAAUAAUAAAACUCUGCUUUAAGAAUUA
Molecule: messenger RNA, 2917 nt
Organism: Linepithema humile (Argentine ant)
Lineage: Eukaryota; Metazoa; Arthropoda; Insecta; Hymenoptera; Formicidae
Source: RefSeq, a predicted model, not a curated record